Puccinia graminis f. sp. tritici CRL 75-36-700-3 is the source of this 1064-nucleotide messenger RNA. RefSeq lists its product as uncharacterized. The record is from RefSeq and is a predicted model, not a curated record. The transcript has 6 exons. Gene Ontology annotation, molecular function: GTP binding; GTPase activity. Bases 33 to 743 code for a protein of 236 amino acids. NCBI's taxonomy places the organism in Eukaryota, Fungi, Basidiomycota, Pucciniomycetes, Pucciniales, Pucciniaceae.
UCCAGACUUCAAUCAACAUCAAUCGACACGACAUGGUUUCCCAUCCCCCUCAACCAGGCCCAUCCAACUCUCGAGCCUCUCAAGCACCUGAUCAACGACUCUCAACCGAACCCCCUCAAACACUCAAACUUCUGCUGAUCGGGUCCUCCUCAGUUGGCAAGUCAUCGUUGCUAUUAAGGUUUACAGACCAAGUAUUUUUAUCCGCCGAAGAGUCAUCAGCAACGAUUGGGGUUGACUUCAAAUUCAAAUUGAUCGAUCACAAAGGCAAAAGAUACAAAUUAAGCAUCUGGGACACUGCUGGUCAAGAACGGUUCCGGACUUUGACGAGUAGCUAUUACCGCGGUGCUCAAGGGGUUUUACUAGUGUAUGACGUCACCAAUCGAGCUUCGUUCGAAUCAUUGCCCUCUUGGUUUAGCGAAUUAGAUACGUUCGCUCAUUCACCACAAGAUGUAGUACGAGUGAUUGUUGGAAACAAAGUGGAUAAGGAUGAAUCAAGGACAGUUUCAACUGACGAAGGGCGGGCAUUUGCGAGUGAUAAUCAUGCGAUGUUUUUCGAGACGAGCGUGAAGACGAGGAAGGGAGUGGAUGAAGUAUUUGAAGCGGUGGUCGACAAGAUCAUCGAUUCAAUUUCUCUACAACGAGCCAGACAGGGUUACCGUAAUGACUCGAGAACGUUACCCGGCAGUAUCGACUUGGAUGCUUAUAGUGACGAUGACCAAGCCGGAAGCUGGUGUAACUGUUAAAAACAUUCAUAUCUGGGCUGUUACUCUGUAUUUCGGUCGACAACCUCGUCAAACUCAACAAGAUCAAACCAUUAUCCCUACUUGUAUAUCACAUUGUGUAUUGUAGUAUAUACUUGUUAGAUCAUGGACACACGUCAAAUCUAAAAAUAUGAUGGGGCGGGUUGAUGAUGCAGAAUGCAAAUAUCUUACUCCUUGUAUUGUAUCCACACAAUCAUCUAUACUUAUUCUAAUGAGACUUAUUUGGUUCUUUACAUUUCCCUUUCAAACAGUCAUUGUGUUUUUUGAUGUUGUUAAGAAAGUCCUAAUUUUGUGAUCAUUGGU